Messenger RNA from Thamnophis sirtalis, 1579 nucleotides. The record is from RefSeq and is a predicted model, not a curated record. NCBI's taxonomy places the organism in Eukaryota, Metazoa, Chordata, Lepidosauria, Squamata, Natricidae.
GUCCCCCAGGACCCCCUGGUGGACUUAAAGUAGAAGACAUUAAAAAUACAUCUGUAAUUCUGACAUGGAAUCGUGGGAUAGAAAAUCAUAGUCCUAUAUCAAAUUAUACUAUUCAGUCAAGGACCUUUCUGUCUGAGUAUUGGAAAGACAUGAAAACAGAUCCUUCCAUUGUUGAUGGAAAUGCGGAAUCAGCAAAAGUUAUUGAUUUAAUUCCAUGGAUGGAAUAUGAAUUUCGUAUAAUGGCCACUAAUAUUUUAGGGACAGGAGAUCCUAGUAUACCAUCACAGAAAAUUAGAACAGAAGGAUCUCCUCCAAAUGUGGCCCCUUCUGAGGUUGGAGGAGGAGGUGGAAGCAAUAGAGAACUGACAAUAACAUGGGUGCCUUUGCCAAAACAAUAUCAUUUUGGUAAUAAUUUUGGAUAUGUUGUCGCUUUCAAGUCCUUUGAUCAAAAUGAUUGGAAAAGUGUUAUAGUUCCUCAACCUGAAAUUGGUCGGUAUGUCCAUAAGGAUGAAUCAAUGCUUCCUUCAUCAAAGUAUCAAGUAAAGGUGAAAGCAUUUAAUAACAAAGGGGAAGGACCUUUUAGUCUUACUGCUAUUAUCUAUUCGGCAGAAGAUGCUCCUACUGAAAGGCCUAGAAAUGUGAAAAUAAAAGUUCUGUCAUCCACGGAAGUAUCUGUUUCCUGGGAGCACAUUUUCAAUCCAGCUGUUACUGGGUAUGAGAUCAGUUACUGGUCCAGCAGUGAAAAAGAAAUAGCUGCAAGUAGAGUGCAAGUGAGCAGUCAGAAUUUUUCAGUUAUGUUAGAAAACCUGAAACCUUAUACAAAAUAUUAUGCAAAAGUGGCAGCUUUCAAUGCAGCUGGCAUUGGACCGUACACUUAUCCUUUGGACUUUGUUACAGAAAAAGCACCUCCAAGGCAGCAACCAAGAAUUAUUAAUGCUGUAAGGUCCGGUUCAAAGUACAUCAUCACAUGGGAGCAUGUUAAGUCACAGUCCAAUGAAUCUACUGUGAAAGGAUAUAAAGUGCUCUAUAGACCAGAUGGUCAAUUUAAUGGUACACUCUUUAAGACCGGUAAUCACUAUAUAGAAGUUCCUGCACCAGUUAAAGGUCAGUACAUUGUUGAAGUUCGGGUCCACAGUGAAGGGGGAGAUGGAGAAAUAGCUCACGUAAAAAUUCCAGGAGCUGCUGCUGGAAUAUUACCUAGCUGUCUUGGUUUAUUGUUGCCUGCCCUUGGUAUCCUUAUCUUUUUGAAAUUCUGAAUGUACCUGAACAUGUCUUCAGUUUAGUGCAAAGGACUGAACCUAAAAGAAAUUCUUCUUUUUUUCAAUUUCUUGAGGCAUUGUCCUAAGCCAAUUAUAAUUCCAAGUAAAUUAUCUUCCUGAUUUAACUAUGGAACUUCAAGGACUGAGACACCCAGAAACUCCUUCAUCAAGCAACUCAAGUUUUAAAAGUUUGAGGAAUACUUUUUAAUAUGUUCAAUUAUGCCUUAUGAAACACUUCUGCUGAUCUGCAACAGUUGCAUGAUUCAGUCCAAUGGGGCAAGUUACAGUGUAGUGUUAAAUCUAAUAAUGUAAGCUGUAUA